Messenger RNA from Lobosporangium transversale, 1717 nucleotides. RefSeq lists its product as hypothetical. The record is from RefSeq and is a predicted model, not a curated record. NCBI's taxonomy places the organism in Eukaryota, Fungi, Mortierellomycota, Mortierellomycetes, Mortierellales, Mortierellaceae. The transcript is spliced from 3 exons. Bases 55 to 1302 code for a protein of 415 amino acids.
GAUCUUCUUGAUUAAGGAUGUCGAAGCCGUUCAUGAUUAUUUCAUCAACCAUUAAUGGCUAAGAAAAUGGAGCGUCUCGAAAUGUCGACGGACUUCCGCCCAUUCAAAUUCCGGAUCCAAGCAUUCACGAAUGCAUUCCAUGAUGAUCUGAUAGCGAACGGUCUGACUGAGGAUAUCCUUCCACUUCGAAAAGUCAAAGUCUAUCUAUGGAAACAUCGGUACAUAUCUCGAUUCAAUGAAGAUGGCAAGAAACAAAAAUCUAAGGGAAAUCAUGUCUGGAACAUUGAAGCUCGAAAGAUUUCGAAUUUAUCAUCAAAUGACAACAAUGAUGGCAACAGCGAUAAUAACAACCACAUUAAUAAUAACCACGACAAUAAUACUGGACCUGAAUCCAUUGCUGCCGCAGGCGGAGGCAUGGGCGUGGUCCGAAAGCAGACCAGUCCUGUGCGGUGGGAGUUCCGUGAGUAUUCGAGUCGAAUUGCAGGACAGGUUAUCAAAUUUGCUAGAGUUGGUGUCCCUUAUGUAUAUUCGCCUCGUAUCUGGGAUGCUCAGAUGUCAUGUCCGGCUGCCAAAUUUAGUAGUCCUUGGCUUCCACCAUGGCUGAAAUGGCACAAGGGUGAACUCAAGGGUACCCCUGGCCCCGAGGACGAAUCUUGUACGAUUACCGUUAUUGCUGAAUACGUUCGUGAAGGAGAAGAGUGUCGACUGGAGAUGUCCUUCCCUUUGACCGUCUCAGACCCAAGCAAGGAGGGUGAAAUAAUGGAGUCCCAAUACGAGCAUGAAGAUGAGGAUGAAUUGUUGGAGGAGGAAGAAUCAGAUCGACAAAGGAACCGGUCAACUGAUCAUCACAUGGAUGUCGAUUCGAAGACGCGAGCACAAAUACAAGUACAGCCUCAAUAUCAUCCCUCACAACAUCAACAGCAGCAACAGAGCCGCCAUCAGAGCCCUCCAUCCCGUUUUCAAGCACACCAAACUCAGCACCAGCUCCAACAUCUUCAUCUUCAAGAGCAACCAAUGCAACAGCAACAACAGCAACCGCAAUCGCAGCAAUAUCAUCAUUACCAACAUGAUCAACACUAUUCCCAGCAGCAGCAGCAACAAUCUGCACAACCACACAGAGGCAAUGGGCAGAGUUGCGAGGACGAUCAAUUAUCAAGCGAUGGUCCACAAGAAAUUGAUGAGGAGAAUAGUAUGGAUGACACUGGUGUAGAGAAAGACAAGCCGCACGUUCGAAAACAAGCUCAUGAUCGGAGCUCUAUAGUUCAAAUGCAAGAGACUAAAAGACGGAGGCAUGAACCAUAGAUGCCUUCAACUAUUUUAAAUUAUGGUCAAGCUUCCCAGGUGGUUGUUCGGUUGGUCUCUAUAAGCUAUUCGGAAAUAAAACACCAUAGAUACAGUUGCUUGUUGAUCCAAAGCCUGUUUCAUCACGACAAAAACCACAACUGGAGGCUGAAAUACUGAUUAUUGGCAAUCCUUUCAGUAGGCUUUAUUUUUGUAAUAACUGACACAUCUCAUGCGAGAUUUACACCAAUAUUUGACAAAGAAGUACGUACUGGAAGUUUAUCUGGGAGGACGCAAUCUUCAGCCAGAGAAAAGAAGUGAAAGUAGGAAAAAAAGACGUUUGCAUGGAUUUAUCCAGAACCAAACCGUCAUCAUUAUUUAAUGAAUUUGAUUAAUACGACGUUUACAUGGCGCAUCUCAAAGAUCAUUAAGAAUA